Molecule: messenger RNA, 2522 nt
Organism: Acipenser ruthenus (sterlet)
Lineage: Eukaryota; Metazoa; Chordata; Actinopteri; Acipenseriformes; Acipenseridae
Product: N-alpha-acetyltransferase 50
Exons: 5
Coding region: 181-684 (167 amino acids)
Biological process (GO): mitotic sister chromatid cohesion
Cellular component (GO): NatA complex
Molecular function (GO): acyltransferase activity, transferring groups other than amino-acyl groups
Source: RefSeq, a predicted model, not a curated record
UGUGCAAGCGAGGUCAGAGUUGACCCCGAGUGUUGCUCCGUUCGGUGGUGAGAUUGAUCCAUGUGGAGCUGGAUCUACAGCGGGAGAAAAUUUGAUCCUGAACUCAGUUUAAAAUCCACCGAACUAUAAACUGUAACACGCUUUAAUAACAGUCAAACUGAGAAUCAAAUCCUCAUCAACAUGAAAGGUAGCCGGAUCGAGCUGGGAGACGUGACGCCACACAACAUUAAGCAACUGAAACGGUUAAACCAGGUCAUCUUCCCGGUCAGCUACAAUGAAAAGUUCUACAAAGAUGUUCUGGAGGUGGGAGAGCUCGCUAAACUGGCGUACUUCAAUGACAUAGCGGUAGGUGCAGUGUGCUGCAGAGUCGACCACUCCCAGAACCAGAAGAGGCUCUAUAUAAUGACCCUGGGCUGUCUGGCACCAUACCGUCGACUAGGAAUAGGAACAAAGACGCUGAACCAUGUUUUAAACAUCUGUGAGAAGGAUGGCACAUUUGACAACAUCUAUCUGCAUGUUCAGAUAAGUAAUGAAUCGGCAAUCGACUUUUACCGGAAGUUUGGAUUUGAGAUCAUAGAAACGAAAAAGAACUACUACAAGAGAAUAGAGCCGGCGGACGCACACGUGCUUCAGAAGAACCUGCGGAGCCCCUCUCCUGGCUGCGACGUGCACAAAACGAAUUAAAACAAACACUCCUGCACUUGCCCAGCGCCAAAACUUUAACAGACACCCAAUGAAAGAAUCGAAAUGUUGACGACACAUUUACCACUUUCUUCAAGGGACAUUUAAAUUUACUAUAUAAAAAAAGAAAACUAAAAAAAUCUCUGCAUUUCUUUUGCAAACAGAGUUCUUAAAAUGUUGCAGUUUUUUUUUUUAAUGUAUUAUUAGUUUAAAAACAAACAAACAAACAAAAAAAGUUUCAGAAUCCAAAAGUGGAGAAGAACAAGGAAAGUGUUUGUCUUGGUUAACUAAAAUAAAUAAAUAAAUAAAUAAAUAAAAACCGCUACCAGAUAACCUUUUUAAGGAAUGAGGGUUUGAAAUGCCUAGUUAUUUUUGGUUUAAUGAUUACGAUAAGUUAACAAACCUAGGCAAUGAUACUGUUUUCAGAACUGUUCUCACAAAACGCCAAAUUGGUUAAAGUGACUUCAGCAAAAGUUUUCCACUCCCCUUAUUCCGAUUUAAAAUACGUCCGGUUUCCUUAAAAAAAAAAAAAAAAAGACAACAAUUGCACUGAUGCCUAACCCUUGGUGAUUAGCAGUGUAUCCGCUCUCUUUUUCUUUUUCCCUUGAUAUCUAGCCUUGCCACUUUACUUUGGCUUGCCUUUGGAAGGUUCUUGAAUAUAAGUGAAUGUCAGGGUGGAGAAAUUGACAUGAAAGUGUGGAAUAAACUUGAGGAGGAGGAGGAGGAGGAGGAGUUGGGUUUGUGAGCCAUCUUGUUACCAGUAGGGUGGUUAUCCUUUUAGUUUCUGAGUGCUUUUUGUUUAUUUUUGGGAAAAGUCAAUUUAAAAAACUGUCUGAAUUUACCGUGAAUGGCGUGGAAGGGCUGUUUUUCUUAAGAAGACUGGGAAGUGACAUAAACCACAUAUGGUAAUGUAUCAAAAUGAACUGGGAAAGUGAAGGCUGUUUGAUUUGAUACCCUGCCUGCUUUAUUUAAAAGCCAUCUCUUUAGAAAGAAAUGCCUGGAAAUCUAAAGGAAGGAUGGGCUCUGAUAUAAUUUACCAACUUCAAAAUUCAUUGCAGUGCUUUCUGUUGAGCAAGACAAUCUUAAAUCUCAGUUCUUUGGCCAUACCACAUACAAGCCUACUUUUGCAUUUGUGCCAUUUUUUUUCUAUUGCACUUAGUGAUUUAAAAGGAUCACUAAUUGGGAUGGAAACUGCUUAAAUAAUCAUCCUAUUUAUUAUAUAAGUGUAGCAACCCAACUGAUGCUAAAACAUUGAUUAGAACAAGAAAUGACUGAAUAAAGCCAACAUGAUCAUCAUUCUCAAUCAGAUUACAGCGUGCACUGGAAAAGCUGUUCUUGUUUUAGAUACUAUUUAUAUGAACUUCUAAUGUAAGUCAAUUAAAUAAAUCAAUUGGAUUUGUAUUCAAUUUAACUUGUGCAAUACAUUGAUAAAACCAGUGUUGAAACCAGACCUAGAACUGAAUUCUCUCUUUUCUCCCUUUGACUGUCACUGCUCCACCACAAAGAACUGAGUUUUGAGUUAGUCGGUGUAAUGACGAGGAUCCAGGAUUUUGAGGACUGUUGGUCUUGUUGUUUUAAGAGUUUUGCACUUUUAGGCAGUCCUGGGUGGGAGUGCAAAUAAACACACAAAGCUUUCAGUGUUGUGGAUCGCUCAGCCUGAUGGGUAAAAUCCUGUACCAUUUAACAAGCUGUUGAUGCUGGAAUGCUAAUUUUUGCUGUGAGGUCUCCCCUCCCCUUAUUGUAAUUGAAGCAUGCUGUUUGGUAUUUUUUUUUUAAAUCUUUUCUGGAGCUCUAUUAUAAGACUUUUUAACCUCAAAAUAAAUGAAUACUAUUUGCAUUAA